UUAGGAGAUAUGUAUCUCUAUGCAAAAAAAAAAAAAAAUUAUUAUCCUGAAAAAUUUGCAAAUGAAAUGUGUCAAGAUUCUUUGACAGCAAUAACUUUCAUGGAUAAAUGAAUCUAUACAAUCGUAUAAUAUAUAAUUAUACAAGCUCUAUAUAUUCUUAUCCAAUUCAGCAAUCUCAUUUAACAAGCUCGAGCCUAAUAUGUUUUGUUGAAUUGAUGAUAUAGUGUAAUUUAUUUUUUCAUAAAACUCGUGAAAACAAAAUGUUAACUCAAAGAUUGUCCUACUAUAGUAUUAACAUUGAUUCUCAAAAGAAUCUAGAAAAGGUGGGAGAUAUCGACGUAAAAGGAUCGGAUCCAUUUAGAUAAGAGUGAAUCCUUUGGGCUAGAAGUGCUUCAGAUGAAACCUGAAACACUUGAAACAUUCUUCUGAAACAUUUUUUUUUCUUUUAACAUAAACCGGUUGAAAAGUUGAUUCUUCAAAACCGUUGAGAAAACUACUCGUGAGAAUAAUUUUAAAACGUUAAAAUACCAAGAUAACAGUUACUGCUCGUUAACUCAAUCAGUCCGAUAACCGUAAUGAUAGCCAUCGCGUAUGUAAACGCCCAUUGACGUGGGGGAUGUGAUGUAAACGUACGUCAGGGUUGCUACAUAUGUAUACGUAUGCUAUAUAUUGCAAGACGCACGCGACGCCGGCGCUGCAUUCAAUAUAAACUGACGUUGUGCUCUCCCCGGUGUGUCUUCAGCGACGUGAAAAAAAAAUCGGAUCUCUAUUUUCUUCCUAACGAGCGAUGAGCGCGGUCGCCGAGCAAACACCAGGCGUGGAGUUCGUGAUCGGCGCCCUGGCAGCGGUAGGCGCCGGCUUCUUCACGAAUCCAGUGGAUGUGGUGAAGGUGCGACUGCAGUUGCAGGGUGAGCUAGAGGCACGGGGCUCUUACAAGAAGAUAUACAAAAACACCCUGCACACCGCGUAUCUUAUAGCCAAGCAUGAGGGUGUGCUGGCCCUGCAGGCGGGACUUGUGCCCGCACUCGCCUUCCAGGUUGUGCUCAACGGUAUUCGUCUUGGCGCGUACAAGUCCGCCCAGAGAUACGAGCUGAUCGUCGACAAGCAAGGCAACACUGAUAUCCUACGUACCGCCGUGGUGUCCGGCACGGCUGGUUGCGUCGGUGCCGUUCUCGGUAGUCCGUUGUAUCUGGUCAAAACGCAGUUGCAAGCGCAAUCCGCGCAAUCUAUCGCCGUAGGCUACCAGCAUAAUCAUUCGGGAUCAUGGGACGCUUUCAGGUCCCUGUGGCUGGAGGGAGGCAUCACGGCGCUAUAUCGAGGAUGGAAUGCCAACAUGCCGCGCGUAUUUGUUGGCUCGGCAACGCAGCUGACCACCUUCGGAUUAGCGUCAGACUGGCUGCGCUCGCUAAAUAUAUUUCCAGAUCGCCCGAUAUUGCUGACCUUCUUGGCCUCCGUGAUCGGAGGUAGCUGCGUAGCCGUUACCAUGCAGCCGUUCGACGUCCUAGCGACGCGGUUGUAUAAUCAACAGACGGACGCGGCUGGAAAAGGUACCCUGUACAAAGGACUCGGGGACGCGCUCAUCAAGAUAUUCCGCACUGAGGGUCUGACCGGCCUGUACAAAGGAACGUUCCCAACGUGGAUGAGGAUAGCGCCGCAUACGGUUUUGUGUCUAGUGUUUUACGAGCAGCUAGAUCAAAUGUAUAGCAAUUUUAGAAGACGAACCAAUUGAUGCUAGUUCUAAAUUUGUAUAAAUUAUAUGUAUUUAUACCCUUAUACCCUAGGUAUAUGCACAGCGAAAAUUUUGUAAGAUUUUUCAAGAACGUUGAACAUUAAAUAUUGCAAAUCUAUUCGGAA
Messenger RNA from Solenopsis invicta (red fire ant), 1854 nucleotides. RefSeq names its product solute carrier family 25 member 35. The coding region runs from base 788 to 1729 and encodes 313 amino acids. The record is from RefSeq and is a predicted model, not a curated record. The transcript has 5 exons. NCBI's taxonomy places the organism in Eukaryota, Metazoa, Arthropoda, Insecta, Hymenoptera, Formicidae.